ACUGCCACGUGGAAGAGAGAAGAGAGGAGAGAGAAAUAUAACUAUAUAUGUAGUGUGUGUUAUGUAGAGAGACCAAAUGGCCACUCGUUUAGCUUUUGCUCACUCUGUAUGCACAGUUCAAUUCCCUCUUCUUCUUCUCACAACCAAAUCUUCUUCUUCUACAAUCAGAACCACUUCCAUUACACUCUCCACUUCCAUUAAGAUGCAAGGAAAUGAGAUAACCGUGGAAGAAGCUUCUUCUUCUUCUACCAUUAGAAAGAAGAAAAUUUUCGUAGCUGGGGCUACUGGUAGCACUGGUAAACGAAUUGUUGAACAGCUUUUGGCUAAAGGCUUUUCUGUCAAAGCUGGGGUUAGGGACUUGGAUAAGGCUAAAACAACCAUUUUUAAGGAUAACCCAGAUCUUCAAUUUGUUAAAGCUGAUGUAACAGAUGGUUCUGAUAAGCUUGCUGAAGUGAUAGAUGAAGAUUCAGAUGCUGUAAUUUGUGCUACCGGGUUUCGACCAGGCUGGGAUUUGUUUGCUCCAUGGAAGGUGGAUAAUUUUGGCACAGUGAACCUUGUUGAAGCUUGCCGUAAACGAAAUAUAAACAGAUUUAUUCUCAUUAGCUCCAUUUUAGUCAAUGGAGCUGCAAUGGGCCAAAUACUUAAUCCUGCUUACAUAUUUCUAAAUGUCUUUGGACUCACCUUAGUAGCCAAGCUUCAGGCCGAGCAGCACAUCAGGAAAUCUGGAAUAAACUACACGAUCAUAAGGCCGGGCGGGUUGAAAAAUGACCCUCCAAGUGGGAAUGUUGUGAUGGAGCCAGAGGACACUCUUUCUUCAGGCAGCAUAUCCAGAGAUCAGGUUGCAGAAGUUGCUGUUGAGGCAUUAAUACAUCCCGAAGCAAACUACAAAGUCGUGGAGAUUGUUGCACGCGAUGAUGCUCCCAAGCGUUCUUAUGAGGAUCUUUUCGGUUCCAUAAAGCAGCGGUAAUCUAAUGUUUUGUCUUUAAAUUCCAAACUUGGUUUUGGGCAGAGGAGUAUUUUGAAAAUCUUAGUGUUGCUUGUUCUCUACUUUGUACCAUUAUUUUGGCAUAUGAUGUAUAUCAUACUUCCAGAAAAAUAUAAGCUUGGGAAGCUUUUUUAUAUUGAUUAAAAGCUAGCCAAUUUGGUACUAAAUUGCCAAAAAAAAUAUGGAGAAAACCGUAAGAUUUUUUUCUUCUUCAUUUAAUCAUGGGUUAGUACUUAAUAUCAUUUUAGAUUUUGUGUUUUGCAAAA
Messenger RNA from Cannabis sativa, 1251 nucleotides. RefSeq lists its product as uncharacterized. The transcript is spliced from 5 exons. The coding region runs from base 77 to 967 and encodes 296 amino acids. The record is from RefSeq and is a predicted model, not a curated record. Lineage: Eukaryota; Viridiplantae; Streptophyta; Magnoliopsida; Rosales; Cannabaceae.